AUGAAGGACUUCUUGCGGUUAAUAUGGAGCUAUCGGCAACAACUCACUUUAGUCUUGGCACCGCUUGUGUUUUUACCAGUUGUAUUUGUUAUGCCUCCUCAGGAAGGGAAAUGUCUCUAUAUAGUUCUGAUUAUGGCUGUGUACUGGUGCAUGGAAACGUUGCCUCUAGCAGUAACCGCACUGCUCCCUCUCAGCCUCUUACCGCUGUUUGGAAUCCUACCUUCAUCAAAGACCUGCCCUUUGUACUUCCUUGACACGAAUGUUCUCUUCUUUGGUGGCUUGGUCAUGGCCGUGGCGAUUGAAGACUGUAAUCUGCACCGCCGAGUAGCACUCGCAAUCCUCAGGUGUUUGGGGGUUAACCCUUUAAUGCUCACACUGGGAAUGAUGCUGACCACUGCCCUUCUGUCCAUGUGGCUGAGUAACACAGCCACCACAGCCAUGAUGAUGCCGAUAGCCACUGCUAUCCUUAAGAGGCUGUAUGGAGAAUUUGAAGCUGUGCCACAGAGUAAGACCAGCGACACAGAACUACAGAAGCACGAAUUGCCUACUGAAGAGAAUCCUGAUAAUCAAGAAGCAGAAGAAGAAGGGAAGAGUGAAGUACAGGAACUCAGAACUGAGGACUCACCUCAGCCAACUGAACAGAGCCAAUUGGAAAAGCCUAGCAAGAAUUUGGCGAAGAGUAUACUCAUUUCCAUCCCAUAUGCUGCAUCUAUCGGAGGGAUAAGCACUUUAACAGGAACACCACCAAACCUUAUCCUUGACGGUCAACUGAAAAGCAUUUUUCCUCAGUCGGACGAGUUGAAUUUUGGUUCCUGGUUCGUGUUUGCCCUACCCCUCUCUUUGAUAUUCCUCGUACUGGCGUGGCUCUGGAUCACAUUCCUGUAUGGAGGCCUCAGGCUAAGGUCACUGAUAAAGAGGAAAAGUACGGAAUCAGAAAUCAAGGCAAAAGCUGUAAUCCAUUCAGAAUUUGCACAGCUCGGUCCAAUGACCUUCGCUGAGGGAGCUGUGAGUGGUUUCUUCACCGCAUUUGUGAUUCUCCUCUUAACAAGACAUCCCAAAUUCAUCCCAGGAUGGGCGAAACUCUUUAAACCCAAAUAUGUCACAGAUGCUGUGGUUGCAAUGGGCAUCAUUAUUCUGAUGUUCAUCUUUCCCUCACGGAAACCCUCAUUUAAGUGGAAAACAAAUCCCGAAGAGCCAGUUAUUCCAAACGAGCCAUUACUGACUUGGAAGAAGGUCAAGCAUAACGUAGCCUGGAAUGUCAUCAUACUGCUGGGUGGAGGAUUCGCCAUUGCGAAAGCAUGUGAGGAAUCAGGGCUUUCUAGGUGGAUUGGAAGCAAGCUGCGACCUCUGGAAUAUAUUUCAGCCAGUACAACUGUUCUGAUUGUCAGCCUGGUCGUUAGCGCGUUCACUGAAUUUGCCAGCAACACUGCCACAAGUAUAAUCUUUCUGCCUAUUCUGGCUGAACUGGCUACUGAGGCCAAAGAGCAUCCUUUGUACCUGAUGAUUCCAGGGACAGUGAGCUGUUCAUUUGCCUUCAUGCUGCCAGUUGCAACUCCACCAAAUGCCAUUGCCUUCACGACAGGGCACUUAAAAGUCAAGGAUAUGAUGAAAACAGGAUUGCUGAUGAAUAUCAUGGGGAUCAUCUUAGUUAACGUUGCCAUCAACACAUGGGGCAGGCUCAUCUUUAAGUUCUCGACGUUUCCUGAAUGGGCCAUGGAGUCCGAGAACUCCACCGACCGGGCAGUGACAAUCUUCCAGCUGUAUACUGUCAACGCAGUGGACUGAUUCAAUCUGGGGGCUAUCUGGUGGCCAAAGCCCCUUUCUUCUGCUUCAUUUUGAAGACUUUUCCCACCAUCAAUGUGCUGUAGCUUCAUCCAU
Molecule: messenger RNA, 1878 nt
Organism: Hemiscyllium ocellatum (epaulette shark)
Lineage: Eukaryota; Metazoa; Chordata; Chondrichthyes; Orectolobiformes; Hemiscylliidae
Product: Na(+)/dicarboxylate cotransporter 3-like
Exons: 13
Coding region: 1-1785 (594 amino acids)
Biological process (GO): citrate transport; monoatomic anion transmembrane transport
Cellular component (GO): membrane
Molecular function (GO): succinate transmembrane transporter activity; citrate transmembrane transporter activity; sodium:dicarboxylate symporter activity
Source: RefSeq, a predicted model, not a curated record